UAUUGAGAUUUAUUCGUUCAUUCAGUAAACCUAGCAGCCCAUAAGAAUGGCAGACAUUAAGGACAAUGGUACAUUACUAGCCCGCCAGAUGCGGCGUUUUAUCGAACGGAAUCCAGAAAUCGAAUUCCUACAAGAUGUUCCUGAUUCUGCAAAAGCAUCCAUUUUACAGCUGGGGGAUCCGGAUUUCUACCAGGACAAAUCAGAGGAAGCUGUACCGAUUCCACUCGAAUUAUCUAAUAGAAGAACGUUUCAAUCGUUAUAUAAGCGACUCCAAAAGGAAUACCUAACCCUACCAAAUUUGAAGAGUCAAGACAUGAAACAAGACAAGAAGAAAGAGGAAGGAAAUGCGAAGGGGCAUGAGAAGGAUGACAAGGAGCAGGAGGGCGAAGAUCAAGAAACUAGCCAAAAGAACCCUCCAGGCACACCGAAAAAUGUUCACUUUCAGCGACCUCAAGAUGCCAUCCCACCAACAGAGGAUGUUGCCUUUAGCCAGGGUACCUCCAGCCAGGGUACCUCCAGACAGGGUACCUCCAGCCAGGGUACCUCCAGCCAGGGUACCUCCAGCCAGGGUACCUCCAGCCAGAGUACCUCCAGCCAGGGCCCUGGAGAGACUAAUCAUGACAUCGGGGGUGCUGGAGAGACGACAGCCGAGUCCACUAGUGGCCGGAGCUCCGGAGAACCCAGUGCCGAAGCCAUCAGAAACCAGGACACUAGGGGAGAAACUCCCAUCAAAACUGAAGAUAACUGGAGCACUAGGGGAUCCAGUGCCGAAACCAGCGGUGGAACUGCAUAUGUUUGGCGAAAACUCAACGAAGCACUUCUCGACGACGGGGAUAAUCUAUUGAAACGCCUAUCAGAAAGAGCUCAACAGAAAGACUGUGACUUUUCCGAUGUUAAAUUCUACUUGGAAUACCAGCUGAACCGAAAUUCUGACCUCACUAAGGAGGGGCUUAGUGAUCUGGCUAUCAAAUUUAUCGACCAUUGUCCUCAGUCACAGGCAGAUCUUUGUAAAUCCUUAAGCGAGAAUGACCCUCAGCUUAAACGAAGAUACGAUAAAUAUUAUGCGUCCACAAAUUUAUCACCAGAGAUAAAACAGAGACGAGCGUGGGCUAGGAACCCGCAGGCUUACAGGGAAAGGAUGUUUGAGGGUUUGCGGCCAGAUAAACAAGGAUGGGACCAGAUCACACUAAAGAUUGAUCCCGACACAGGCAAGAAGAACACCAAGGGGAGAAUCACUGCAUCCAUCGAUAAGUAUCUGGAUGUUUGCCUUGACAGCCUUAAAAGAAAUGAUGAGGAAAGGCACUAUCUAGCAUUGAGAUCCGAAUACCCCCUAGAAGCUGAGCGCUUCGAGGAAAGCGAAAGGGGUCGACUGCUGACGAUAAAGCCACAGAAAAAGGGGAGCUUACAAGGUCUCCUGAAGACGGACAUAAAAAUUAUAAAUUACUCCUGUGCCGACCAGUUACACCCGGAUACUAACCCGCGAAUGUAUUUUUUCGGAUUCGAUAAGAGGAAAAAGAGGAUCCUCAAAGCCUGGGCAAGAACUACAUUUUGCGAAGUGAAGGAUUUUAAGGGCGGAUUUGACGAUCUCAACGACCAGCGGAAGGAGUGCGGCCAGAAAGAGAUUACUACAGUGAACAGACCGCACAGAAGGUGGCCUGGCCACUACAGGGAGCGCGGCUCUGAUUCUGAGUCCGAUUUUGAUUCUGACGGACUGGAGGACUUGAUAACAGAUAUAAAGAUUGAAUAGCGGAUUACAUGGAAAUUAUAGACUGAACUAUGUGGUGGUGGAUUUCAUAACAGCAGGCUUUUCUUAACAAGGUUGAUAACACUCCUUACCUAGGCUACGAAGUUUAUUUCAGUAAUAUGCAUUCCUAUAAGCUUCUGUGUUGUCCCAGGAGUAAUCUAGGUGCUUAGUGAAAGCUUAU
Annulohypoxylon truncatum is the source of this 1925-nucleotide messenger RNA. RefSeq lists its product as uncharacterized. Lineage: Eukaryota; Fungi; Ascomycota; Sordariomycetes; Xylariales; Hypoxylaceae. Bases 47 to 1747 code for a protein of 566 amino acids. The record is from RefSeq and is a predicted model, not a curated record. The transcript has a single exon.